Messenger RNA from Penicillium angulare, 2220 nucleotides. RefSeq lists its product as uncharacterized. The record is from RefSeq and is a predicted model, not a curated record. The transcript is spliced from 2 exons. NCBI's taxonomy places the organism in Eukaryota, Fungi, Ascomycota, Eurotiomycetes, Eurotiales, Aspergillaceae. Bases 1 to 2220 code for a protein of 739 amino acids.
AUGUCUUUUGGUAGGCAUGCCUGCCGGCAUGCUUUAAAGCCGCCUACGACUUCAACCUUAGAAAACCCCUGGGUCAGCGACGAUUUACUCGCGGCCACCUUCUUCCGCUUCGUCAACGGUCAACGACGACAUGGUAGCUGUGUGCCCGGUCCUCUGGAGGCGCGAAGGCGACUCGCAAGACGUCGCAAUACAGCUCUAGCAGGAAUAGGAGGGCCACCAGUGGAGGAUAUUGCAUGCUUGUUUGGUCGCAAUGGCAGGGAGCAUAUGAAAUGGACGGAUCACCCGUGGCAGAGACCGCACAGUCAAGCCCUUGCGACGAACGAUACCUCACUUCCCUUUUACGAUCAUAACCCCGAUCCUAUUGAUUCGCGCAUCCCGGAGAGCCGAAUUCCAACAUCUGUGAACGUGAACAGAAACAAGCCAAGCACGGAAUCUAGGCUUCGACACUUCCUGUGUGGAAAACGCUGGGGAAUUGAGGAUGCAAGAGAUUUUGCGAGGAGGUUGGGGAUUGAUCUCCAACGGAAGCCGAAAUACAGCCGUCAAAUAUUCGACAGUCUGCUCAAGCGCUCGACUACGGACUUUACAGAGGCGGUUAGAUUUCUGGACGACCCAUUUUUGAACACCCGAGGCUCUGGGAACUAUCUGGCUGCUGUCGAGUUGUUUGCUCGGACGCAAGCAAAGCGAAGCCCGCGAGUCGCCGUGCUGGAUGCAAUCGCCCGUGCUCUCGAGCUGGGAUUGGUUCCAUCAACUGAACUUUGCUCAAUAGUCAAAGCUAUUCCAAAUAUCCUCGUUGGGAAAAACAAGCCUCUCGGAAGAAGUGAUCCGGGGGCCCUGAGAGCGCAUUACCGUCUCUUAUGGAAGGCUAUCGGCCGUUGCAAUAUUCUGGGAUAUCGUGAUUUGGAUAAAGAUGUUGUUGAUGCCUGGCUCAAAGAGCUGAAAAGCGUCGGCAAAAUUCGACUCGCUUCAGAUAUUAUAGUCGCGACACACGGUCCUGGCUGGGAUCACUACUGGCCGUCGACCUUUCUUUUGGACUGGCUUGAAACAGUCGAAGAAUUCGACUCACCGAAACCGAAUUCCUUCGAGUUUCCGAGGACCAUAUUGACGCAGAUUGAUCCUGACUGUGCAGUCAAAUGUCUGAUCGAUGUCACCGAGCGCUUGGUUUCCAAUCGUCAAACAAAAUCGGAUAACAACAAAGACCUCCUCAAAUGGCAAUACUGCUUGCAGGGCUUGUCCGCUAAUGCGUCAACCAUCGGAUCUUCGCAAACAUGGUCUGAUCUCCCACAUGCUUAUAUGCAUAAUCACCAAGAAGCCUUGGAUGCAUUCCCUUCAAGUGAUGGCCUGCCCGUGCAGCAUCAGGUUGUCAUGCGACUAUGGAUCCUGAAGAGCUUGAGUCGUUCUUUAGGACCAGUGACUCAGAGAAUAAAAUCCACAGACCAGCCAAUCUACCUGUUACUGAACCUGUACGAAACUGUGUCACAGACGACGGGGUCUUUCCUCGCUGACUUCUUACGCGACAUCCAUGGCCUCAACAUGCCAUAUAACGGUCUUCUCCUGCUUGCAAAUGAUCUCAAGUUGAGGAAGUUAAUUAAUAAUACCACACAUCAAACACUUAUAAACCUCGAAACUUCAAAGAUUUCUUUGGAAGACACCUGGAACAACCGCGAUAUCUGCAACACAACUCGGCGUUUUCUCCAGGGCGCCUUCGAGCAGAUGUUCCGUCAAAUGGACCUCACAGAUCCGCAGUUUAUGAACGAAUGUCUUCGUUUCGCGAGACUAGGUGACUCGGAAAGUAUCUCUUCAAUUAUCCGUCUCCUGGACAGUCACACAUCAUUCAAGCUAUCUCUUAACAAAGCUUCCAUCCCUAUUCCACACCCAGAUGAAAUGGUUCUCGUGCGAUACCAUCCAGCUCCACGGGAGAGCUGGUGUCCGGAUCCUUAUGUUGCAGCUGAGUUCAUUCAUCAGCUGGCAGUUGCAGCCUCCUGUUCUCAGCACUUAGCACCAAAUCGCUCUUUCCAUAUUGUCCAAUGGCUGUACCGUUACCUGCGCAGAUAUGGGGGACCUGUCUAUCCCUCAUUAGUGCGGGCGAUGUAUCAUGCUGGUGUUGUUCGGUAUCGACGCGAAGGACAUCGCAUGUCAGAGACACAGCAAGCGUAUAUUAUGUGGAUCAUUCGCAAAUUUGAAGCAGAUAAGGUCGUUAAGCAGAUGAAUAAGGCGCUGUAG